Messenger RNA from Blastomyces gilchristii SLH14081, 1650 nucleotides. RefSeq names its product mitochondrial outer membrane protein porin. Gene Ontology annotation, biological process: monoatomic anion transmembrane transport. The transcript has 6 exons. Bases 253 to 1107 code for a protein of 284 amino acids. Gene Ontology annotation, molecular function: voltage-gated monoatomic anion channel activity. NCBI's taxonomy places the organism in Eukaryota, Fungi, Ascomycota, Eurotiomycetes, Onygenales, Ajellomycetaceae. Gene Ontology annotation, cellular component: mitochondrial outer membrane. The record is from RefSeq and is a predicted model, not a curated record.
CCGCGGUCAACCAUGGUCCUGAAUUUCCCGACACUGCGCCGGAUAAACACUGCUCCGGCGCUUUGUUUGUUCCGUUGCCAAACUUUGCCAGAAACAGAAGCUGAUUUAUCCCCAACCACUGACUGACCCUCGCUCAAUCACACCUUCAACACCUUCUGGAUACAUAUCUCAAGUUGUCUUUGCUUGCAUCUUCUGCUUCUUUUUAUAUCUGUGCCUGAUACCUCUUCUUUCUCCUCCUCUCUCUAGCCCACCAUGCCUGCCCCAGCUGCUUUCAGUGACAUUGCCAAGGCCGCAAAUGAUCUCCUGAACAAGGAUUUCUACCACGCCAGCGCCGCCAACAUUGAGGUCAAAUCCAAGGCCCCCAAUGGCGUUACAUUCAACGUCAAGGGAAAAUCCGCCCACGAGGGUCCCAUCAAUGGCUCCCUUGAAGCCAAAUACGUUGAUGCGCCAACUGGCCUCACCCUGACCCAGACAUGGACUACCUCCAACUCCCUCGACACCAAGCUCGAGCUGGACAACAACAUCGCCAAGGGCCUCAAGGCUGAGAUUCUUACCCAGUAUCUGCCCAGCUCCCAAUCCAAGGGCGCAAAGUUGAACCUCCAUUUCAAGCAGCCCAACAUCCACGCCCGCGCCUUCUUCGAUCUCCUCAAGGGCCCCACUGCCAACUUCGACGCUGUCCUUGGCCAUGAAGGCUUCCUCGUCGGUGCUGAGGGUGGUUAUGAUGUGCAGAAGGCUGCUAUCACCAAGUACUCUGCUGCCGUCGCCUACAGUCUCCCCGAAUACUCUGCUGCCAUCACUGCCUCCAACAACCUUUCCCUCUUCUCCGCCAGCUACUACCAUCGCGUCAACGCGCAGGUCGAGGCUGGUGCCAAGGCCACAUGGGAUUCCAAGGUCGGCAACACUGUUGGCUUGGAAGUUGCCAGCAAGUACAGACUUGACCCCUCUUCCUUCGCCAAGGCCAAGAUUAAUGACCGCGGUAUCGCUGCAUUGGCUUACAACGUUCUCCUCCGCCCUGGUGUGACCCUCGGUCUUGGUGCCUCCUUCGACACCCAGAAGUUGAACCAGGCCGCGCACAAGGUCGGAGCCAGCUUCACGUUUGAAGGAUAGAAAUAGCAAGUGAUAAAAUAACGAAAGAGACAAAGUGAUAAAUGUGAACUAAAGAAAUAAAGCAAGAGAGAAAAUCCUGAAACUACUGUUUUUGUAUUCUAUACAUACGCGCACACACAUCAGAAACCCAAGAAAAAUUUGCAGCAAUACCGAUUUUUAUUUUUAUUUUUCCUUCUCAUUUCAUUCUUCUUUCUAAAGGUUUUUUUUUAAUGUAUUCCAUUGUCUUCCACUUUCUCCUGCCUCCCUUUUUGGGUUGCGGAUCUCCAAAUUGAUACUUCCCUUCCCUUCCUUUUUUUUAAUCUUUUACUUCGCUAUACGUAUAUUUAGAGUAUUACUGUGCAAUUAAUAGAGUAGAUUUCACAGUUCACAAAGCCAGCUCUAACAGUGACAGAUUUGAAGGUCUACUGACAAACACUGUGCAGAUUGACAAGGAAUUGCCUUCCAUCAUAUUGUUUAUAUCUGUAGCAGACAGCCUCAUUAAUACCUUUUGUAAGAGUGGUGGUAAUUGCGGAAGUUGUGGCUAACAUGGGUGCUCAUGAUUGG